UUACACAAUGUUUGUGAAACCAUACUGUACGGGCAAUCCAACCGUAUAAACAUCAUAUCAAAGUCUAAACCUAUGAAUGAUGUUUAUUGUUUAGAGAUAUUAAAUCGUUGAACAACGAUUAAAUCAUGAUUAAAAUACUUUGCAACAAAAAAAAAUGGUAGGGCAUAUAUGGGACCAGACAAUUAUCAAACGAUGGCCACACUGAUGGAGGGAAGCAAUGAUGGGUCUCUUUUUAUAUUGACCUUGGGGAGGGGAUGAGAGGUCCUUUGUAGAUAUUGAUGUAUCAUCAUUCUGACCUCCUCCUCAUUUUCUCUCUCUAUUGUCCACUUUUAUUUUCAAAACAAUACUCAAUAGCAAUAGUGCACUACUAUCUAAAUGAAGGAACUAGAGCAAGUUUUGGGGGGAUUGUGUACGGCAAUAUGACCCAAUUUAGGUAAUUUCUUCAUACAAUUAUUAAGAUCAUAUGGGUGUCCUUGCCAAUGUCAUUGUACCCCCCCUCAAUCGCAUUCUUAUGUUUGAUUCAACGGCCAGAAGGUUAGUUGAAGAAGUUUCUAAUUUGAUAUUUUAUGUUAGUCAAAGAAAGUUAUCAAUGCAUCCGACUUUGAUGCCCACUGAGCGUCUGUGAGAAUGUGCUCAGCGUUCCACAUUCGUUGGAUCAGGGAUACACUCUUUGCAACCAUCGAAGGCAUCAGACGAUAGUGAAGCGUCCGAUUUCGCGUAACGCCCUGACCACGUUCUCACAGACUCCAUAUUAGCACACAGUAACAAAAUUGCAAUUAAACGCAUAAGAAGCCGUCACAUAACUUUAGUUAAUGAGAACUUCAUAACAAAAUUCGUUUCAGCCAUUUUGCAUCUACAUCUACAUCGUCCCCCGCAGUGUAGUUUGUUUGAUGGUCAUGAAACGUGAGUUGUUUAGUCCAUUUUUUUAAAAAUUGGCUUUACAAACAUUCUACAACCAUGGCCAUGGACAACAAAAACCCAAAGCCCACACAACUUAUUAGAAACCCAAUUAAGGCAUAAACAAGGAGCACAACAAGAGUUAAUCAAAACCCGGCCUAAGCCGCACAAUGACCGCCGUUGGAAGCUUCUGGCAACGCUCCCUACCACCAACAAAAGCCAUGGGCGAUGGUCCAAACAACCACCAAGAGGAGAGAGUUGGAGCCAACCUAGCUACCCAGAUGGAGGGAAACAACGAAGGCAAAAGGAGCCGCCUACGACCAUUCCUCGUCGGACCAAACUCCAUCAGCUCCUCCUAUGUCAUAAAACUACAAGAGAGACUUCAGGUUGAAAGGGCGGCCGGUGAGGUGACAUAACCAAUGGAGGAAAUUUAUGUGUUCGAGAUCUUCAAGCCGAGUCCCAAUCAUGGCCAAACAUCUCCGAAACACCGAGAUUUGCAGGGUGAAACGAGGAGCUUGCUUGACGGCUAGGAGACACACUAAACUCAUAACAAAAUUCAGUCUCCUUUGCUAGCUACUUAGAUCGACUCGUCUCCAAAUAUGAUAUUAAUUAAUCAUUAAUAUAUAAAGUUUAGAUUUGAGUUACUAUUCAUUAGUGGCUCUCACACUCCUUCAAGUGUGAGUGUGGAAGUUCCAAAUCCUUCUUUUACUCUACUCUCUAUUCUAUAACCUUUGUGUUUAGUUAUUGUUUGCUAGGUUUUCGUCUAUGGUUUUUUGCACAAAUCAUCGCGUUUGUGUUUUGUUAUUGUUCAUUAGGUCUUCGUAUAUUGUUUUUUGCACAAUCAUCGGCUUUGUGUUUAGUUAUUGUUUGCUAGGUUUUCAUCUAUGGCUUUUUGCACAAAUCAUCGCCUUUGCCCACCAUUUUGCAACCGAUCUCGAAAUACUGUCGGCGGAAUCCUAAGUUGUUCCCCACAACCAUUUUCGAAGCCCGCUACCACGAUUUUUAUAUUGGGACCGAGUUUCAUCCUCUUUAGUGUUUUUUUCUUUAUUUAUUUCCUUUUUGUUGAGCAUGAUCACAAUUGAAUCCAAACACAUGUGUAUCUUAACUUGAACACAAAUUACUGCCUUAGCCCACCAUUUUGCAACCCAUCUCAAAAUACUAUCGACGGAAUCAUAAGUUGUUCCCCAUCAUCGUUUCCCAAGGCCUCUACCACGAGUUUUGUAUCUGGAUCGAGUUUCAUCAUCUUUAGUGUUUUGUUAUUGUUCGCUAGGUUUUCGUCUAUUGCUUUUUGCACAAAUCAUCGCAUUUGCCCACCAUUUUGCAGCUCAUCUCGAAAUACUGUCGGCGGAAUCCUUAGUUGUUCUCCACCAUCCUUUCCCAAUCCCGCUACCACAAGUUUUGUAUCAUGACCGAGUUUCAUCCUCUUUAGUGUUUUUUCUUUCUUUUUUUCCUUUUAUUGAGCACGAUCACAAUUGAACCCAGAUCCAUGGGUAUACAACCUAAUUCAGUCCAGUCAAAGCGACUUCAAACCAACUUUAGCAUUUAAAAAUUUCUUUUUCCUUUUUUCUUUUGGUUGGGAAGACAAUUGAAUCUGAAUCUAAGAUUUUGACGAGUGUUGUAUUGUGAGCGAGCUUUAUCCGCUUUUGUAGUUGGCAAGUUGGACCAAGUGUUAAUUUGUUAAAAAAUUAUUCAAUGCGAGUUGAACACGUUGUUGACCAGUUUUAGAUCGAAAGCGAGUUUUGUAUGCUUUAAUUUUUUUUAUUUCUCAUUUUCCUUUUCAUUGUGAAUGACAAUUGAACUCUGACCCAUCGUUGACAAGUUUUGUAUCGUGAGCGAGUUUUAUCCACUUUUGUAAUUGACAGGUUGGGUAAAUUGUGAAUUUUUUAAAACUGGGUCGACCCGGUCAAAGCGAGUUGAACGCAUUGUUGAGAGUUUUGGGUCAUGAGCGAGUUUUAUUCGCUUUAGUAUUUUUUUUUUAUAAUUUUCCUUUUGGUCGAGAAUGACAAUUGAGUUCAAACGCAUGGGUAUACAACCUAAUUCGACCCGACCAAAGCGACUUGAACCCGAUUUUACAGGUUCUCGGUGCGAGCAAGUUUUAUUUGUUUUUGUAAUGGUCGUGUUGUGUCAGGUGUGAGUUUGUCCAAAACUCGGUCCAAUCAGGUCAAAGCGAGUUGAACCCGGUGUUGAUGAGUUUUGAGUCGGUAGCGAGUUUUGAGUCGGUAGCGAGUUUUAGUUGUAGUGUUUUUUAUUUCGCUUUUUCCUUUUGUUUGAGAAAGACAAUUGAACCCAAAUCCAUGGGUAUCUAACCUAAUUUGACCUGAUCAAUGCGAGUUGAACCUUCUCAAACCAGCAAUCAGUUAAAAAUUUUCAUAAAUGAGAACCACGAUU
This is a messenger RNA of Linum trigynum, 3285 nucleotides long. Lineage: Eukaryota; Viridiplantae; Streptophyta; Magnoliopsida; Malpighiales; Linaceae. The record is from the annotation of a GenBank genome assembly.